AUGGCAGACGUACGACAAAUAUUAACAAUUCUUGGAAUGACUUGUUUAUUAUUUUUUGGAAUACCAAUUCGUAUUGAUAAACCAGAGAAAAUAAAAGAAAAAUUAUUUUUAACUUACGUUAAUAAAUUUAACAAAUCGUAUAAGUAUAAUGUAACGGAGUUAAAUCGAAGAUUUGCAUCAUUUAAGGAAUCGUUGAAAAUGAUUGAAGAGUUAAAUGCAGGUAGAACUUUUAAUAGUAGUGCGUAUUAUGGUCUAACACAAUUUUCUGACAUGGAUUUCGGUGAAUUCAAUACACAUCAUUUGAAGAAUAAUCAUGAAAAAGUAAAAAAACGUGUACAAAUGCGACAAAAAAAUAGUAUGAACAAUAAUGAAGCAUCAAAUGAAAUAUUAGUGACUCGUUUACGGCGAGCAUUAUUACCUGAAAAAUUUGAUUGGCGUGAUAAAGGUGUGGUAACGCCUGUUUAUAAUCAAAAAUUAUGUGGAGCUUGUUGGGCAUUUAGCACAGUCGAAACGCUAGAAACAAUGAAUGCAAUUAAAACAGGUGUUUUAGAAAAGUUAAGUGUACAAGAGGCAAUUGAUUGUUCGAGUAGUGUGAAUGAUGGAUGUUCGGGUGGUGAUAUUUGUAGUUUAUUACAAUGGAUGUUUGCUAAACAAAUUAAAAUUGAACCAGCCACAGAUUAUCCAUUGAAAUGGAAAACUGGCGUUUGUUUGUUAAAAGGUGCAAGUUAUGGCGUUGGAAUUACGGAAUAUGCUUGUAAUACGUAUUCAAAAAAUGAAAAAUUGAUAUUAGAUUUAAUCGCAAAUCAUGGACCUGUCGCUGUUGCUGUAAAUGCAUUAACUUGGCAAAAUUAUUUAGGUGGUGUCAUACAAUUUCAUUGUGAUAGUUCAUUAGACAUGUUAAAUCAUGCUGUACAAAUUGUAGGCUAUGAUUUAACUGCAGAAAUUCCACAUUAUAUUGUACGAAAUUCAUGGGGUGAAAGUUUUGGUGAGAAAGGUUACCUAAAAAUUGCUAUAGGUAGUAAUAUGUGUGGAUUAGCUCAUGAAGUAGCAUCAAUUUAUGUGUGAUAGAUUGGUUACGAAUGUUGUUAACUUUUUGUUAUUUCGUUGUUAUUGAAAGUUUCAAGUUAAAACUAAAGGAUGGUACAAAAAUUUAAUGAUUAAAAUAAUUGUUUUGAUUUUUUUAAACUACAAUUUAUUAAGAAUUAUAAAUUAUAAUUAUAAAGCCUUUGCCGAAUUAUCAAAAUGAGUGAAUAUCUUAUUUUAUUCAAAUGUUAUAAAACGUUUUAAAAUAUCACGUGUCUAUAUUAUCCCAGAAGCAUUCGAAGAAUAUCGCUUUCAUACCACGAUUAUUUUAAUACAUUUAUUUUGUGUCAUUCUAUGAGCUCCAGUGUUUGACCUUUUAAAAUUGAGUUUAAUAUUAUAAGUUAAUUAUGAAUUGAAUUUAAUAAGCUAGAUUCUAAACUCAAGUUACUUGAGUCAAGUGUAAUAUUUUUAUUUAAGAAAAGCUAGAUUUUAAGAAAUAAUUAAAAUCGUUAUGGGAAUUUUCAUAAGUAGUUUCAUCGUACUUA
This is a messenger RNA of Chrysoperla carnea, 1568 nucleotides long. RefSeq names its product cathepsin O-like. The transcript has 4 exons. NCBI's taxonomy places the organism in Eukaryota, Metazoa, Arthropoda, Insecta, Neuroptera, Chrysopidae. The record is from RefSeq and is a predicted model, not a curated record. Gene Ontology annotation, molecular function: cysteine-type endopeptidase activity. Gene Ontology annotation, cellular component: lysosome. Bases 1 to 1065 code for a protein of 354 amino acids.